Chaetomium globosum CBS 148.51 is the source of this 2430-nucleotide messenger RNA. RefSeq lists its product as uncharacterized. The record is from RefSeq and is a predicted model, not a curated record. The transcript has 3 exons. Gene Ontology annotation, molecular function: beta-mannosidase activity. Gene Ontology annotation, biological process: glycoprotein catabolic process; carbohydrate metabolic process. The coding region runs from base 1 to 2430 and encodes 809 amino acids. NCBI's taxonomy places the organism in Eukaryota, Fungi, Ascomycota, Sordariomycetes, Sordariales, Chaetomiaceae.
AUGACGCCCCGCGUGGUGAUCCCCCUCGACAAGAACUGGGAGUUUCGGCAGGCCGACAAGGACGACUCCAAGUUUCUGCCCGUCAGCCAGUUCCCAACUAAUGUCCACCUAGACCUGCAACACCACGGCCUAAUCCCGGACGCCUACAUCGGCAAGAAUGAACUCGCCGUGCAGUGGGUGGGCGAGGCCCAAUGGACUUACCGGACCACCUUCGCAGCCCAGGCGGUCCCCGAGGGUGCCCAGGCGGUCAUUGCGUUCGACGGCCUUGACACAUUCGCGACGGUAGUACUCAAUGGCACUACCAUUCUCGAAGUUGAUAACAUGUUCCUUCCCGAACGGGUCAAUGUGACCUCAGUGUUGAAGGAGCAGAACGAGCUGGUCAUCACCUUCGACAGCGCCUACCUACGGGGGUGCAAGCGAGUCGAGGAGCACCCGAACCACAAGUGGGGCUGCUGGAACGGGGAUGUCUCGCGCUGCCGUACGGAAGGCACAGGCUGGGACUGGGGCCCGACUCUCCUGACAUGUGGCCCGUGGCGCCCCGUGAACCUCGAAAUCUACGAGUCGCGCCUAGCUGACCUCUACACGGACACGGUGGUCGACAAGUCGCUCAGCCGGGCCACCGUUAAGUUGACAGCGGCAGUUGAGGGGAAGGCCGAGAAGGUCCGGUUUGACAUCUCACUAGACGGCGAGCAGGUCGCGACCGAGACUGCCGAUGUCAGCUCUGCCGACACGGUCACUGUGUCGUUCCUCAUCGACAGCCCCGCCCUGUGGUACCCCAUCCGCUAUGGUAAGCAGCCGCUGUACGACAUCAAGGCGACGUUGCUAGCCAGCAAUGAGGAGGUCGACACCCUGUCCAAACGCAUCGGUCUCCGCCGGGCCGAGUUGAUUCAACGCCCCCUUCAGGAACAACCGGGGACGAGCUUCUUUUUCGAAGUCAACAACAUCCCCAUUUACUGCGGCGGUAGCGAUUGGAUCCCCGCCGACAACUUCAUCCCGCGCAUUAGUCGCCAGCGGUAUUUUGACUGGAUCAAGUUGGUUGCUGAGGGCAACCAGUUCAUGAUCCGCAUCUGGGGUGGCGGUAUCUACGAGGAGCAGGCCUUCUACGACGCCUGCGAUGAGCUCGGCAUCCUCGUGUGGCAGGACUUCAUGUUCGGCUGCGGAAACUACCCCGCGUGGCCGGCCCUGCUCGAGUCCAUCGACCGUGAGGCGCGCGAAAACGUCAAGCUGCUGCGUCACCACCCUUCCAUCGUCAUCUGGGCGGGCAACAACGAGGAUUACCAAUACCAGGAGUCUGAAGGCCUGACGUACGACUACGAGAACAAGGACGCUGAGAGCUGGCUCAAGACCGACUUCCCCGCUCGCUACAUCUACGAAAAGAUACUGGCCAAGGCGUGCGCGGACCUGAUCCCCAACACCUUCUACCACCCUGGCUCCCCCUGGGGCGCGGGACUCAACACGCGCGACGCCACGGUCGGUGACAUCCACCAAUGGAACGUGUGGCACGGCACGCAGGAGAAAUGGCAGAACUUUGACAAGCUCGUCGGCCGGUUCGUGUCCGAGUUCGGCAUGGAGGCCUUCCCCUCGGUCAAGACAAUUGACUCGUACCUGCCCCUGGGCAAGGAUGACCCGGACCGCUACCCGCAGUCAUCGACUGUCGAUUUCCACAACAAGGCCGAGGGCCACGAGCGCCGCAUCGCCCUCUACCUCGUUGAGAACCUGCGCUACGCACCCGACCCCCUCGAACAGUUCGUCUACAGCACUCAGCUAAUGCAAGCCGAGUGUCUCGCCUCAGCCUACCGCCUCUGGAAGCGGGAGUGGCGCGGCCCGGGCCCGGGAGUACUGCGGCGGCGCGCUCGUCUGGCAAACCAACGACUGUUGGCCCGUCACGAGCUGGAGCAUCGCGGACUACUACCUGCGUCCCAAACUGGCAUGUGGGGGAGCAACUUGACGCUCGAAGACCUGACGGUGGACUGUGUCUUGAAGGCAUGGGAUGUGGUGAGCGGCGAGGAGACCUUCUCCGAGACGGUGGCGCCGGCAAAGCUGCUCCCGGAGAACAGGUCGACCGAGAUUACCGCACUGGAUGUGCCAGUCCGGGAAAAGGAUGUAGAUGAAGAGGCCCGCAUCGUGGUGGCGGCGUACCUGGUCAAGGACGGCAAGCAGAUUGCGCGCUACGUCAACUGGCCCGAGCCGCUCAAGUAUGUGCACCUGCAGAAGCCCAAGGCUCUCAAGACACAGCUUACUGCGGAUUUCUCGGCCGUCGAGAUCAGCGCCGACGUGCCGGUCAAGGGUGUGGCACUGGAGUGUGAGGAUGACGAGGUCAAGUUCGAUGACAACCUGGUGGAUGUCGUGCCGGGUGAGGUAGUUAGCAUCGGGGUCAGGGGCGCGAGCAAGGACACCAAGAUCGAGACGAGGUAUAUGGGCAUGCUGUAG